UCAGAGUGUUCGGUUCGGUGCAUAGCCUGCCAUUGCGUCAGGGACCCUCAGGCUUCUCGCUCCACAUAUUUCAAUUUUCAACUCAGGCUUCGCUCAUCCUCAAUUGCUCACUCCCUUCCCCUGGUCCGAACUGAUCCAUUUUCUCCUUGAAUUCUCAGUUUUGUAUGGAGAAGAUGGGUACUGAUGAUCGCAGUUUAGAAGAAUUUUUCGAAGAGAAGAAGCGCGUCAGAAACCCUCUUGUCCCCAUUGGUGCAUUUAUUACUGCUGGUGUGCUUACGGCUGGCUUAAUCAGUUUCAGACAAGGCAAUUCUCACUUGGGUCAGAAGUUAAUGAGGGCUCGUGUGGUGGUCCAAGGUGCCACAGUGGCCCUUAUGGUUGGCACUGCAUACUAUUAUGGAGAAAAUCCCUGGCGAUCGAGUUAAACUUUGAAUUGUCUUUCCCCUCUGGUUGAUUUUUUUGUCGCGUAAUGUGAGCUUUGGUAAUUGAAGGACCAAAAUCCAUAUUCACAUCUUUUGAAACUUUGUUGAGAUUAACAUUUGCAUACGCAGUUGAAUUGUUAUCAGUGUACUAUGAUAUGUAUAUAUAUAUAUAUAUAUAGUUUAUUCAAUAACACAGCUUUCUUGACAUGCUUGAGCGAACUGGAGGGAAGCAGAAGGGAUUUGGGUCCUACAUAGAUAGGAAAUUGUAAUCUUCAUCGGAGUAUGUGGACUGAUGUGUGUUGCUUUUUACAAAUAGUGCCCUACCAUGUUGUCUAGA
Prosopis cineraria is the source of this 756-nucleotide messenger RNA. RefSeq names its product RING-H2 finger protein ATL48-like. The transcript is spliced from 2 exons. The record is from RefSeq and is a predicted model, not a curated record. Lineage: Eukaryota; Viridiplantae; Streptophyta; Magnoliopsida; Fabales; Fabaceae. The coding region runs from base 165 to 422 and encodes 85 amino acids.